This is a messenger RNA of Cyprinus carpio (common carp), 900 nucleotides long. RefSeq names its product testis-expressed protein 9-like. NCBI's taxonomy places the organism in Eukaryota, Metazoa, Chordata, Actinopteri, Cypriniformes, Cyprinidae. The record is from RefSeq and is a predicted model, not a curated record. Bases 19 to 738 code for a protein of 239 amino acids. The transcript is spliced from 6 exons.
CGACCGCUGGGGAAGCUGAUGCUGCGGGGACCGCGCAUGCGCACUGCGCCACACGAGGAAGCCCACACGAGGGAGCUGCAGCGAGUUCUUGUAGUUCAGUUCAUGAGAAACAAGAUCUACUCUGCAAAAUCUUCAAAGCCAAACAAGCCAGGAUCAGGAAAUAGAAAGAAUCCACAAUACGUUUGGGGAGCACCAGCAGUUUCUUUCAAUUUUAGGAAAGCACCACAGACUGUGGUUGAUGAUGUUGCUAUUCCUGAAGACUUUGGAGAUUUCUCACUUGCUAAGACAAUCAGUAUAAUCGAGGACAGAGUUAGUGAUGAUCUCACUGAGGAACUCUUGCAGGAUGACAUCAUGCCCAGUGCCGGAGAAGAGAUGGGUGCAGAAGCUCAAAUCAGAUUUUUGAAGGCUAAACUUCGAGUAAUGCGGGUAGAAUUGAACAGACUUGAAUAUGAAUGCAACAAAUAUGAAUGCAACAAGAAGGAUGAUGAAAACAGCACUUUAAGCAGCAAACCGAAGGACAUAGAGGAGGAAAGGGCAAGACACCAGAGGACUACAAAUGUCCAACAGACUCAAGUUGUGAAGCAAAGCGCUUUAGCUGAAGAAUCAAGUCGGACGUGUGAAGGACUGCAACAGCAAGUGGAAGCACAAAAGGAGUUGGAGAGCAUGAAGAGGACACACAAGCAGGCAGCCAGUACCCAGAGUGCAACAGAGGUGCGGCUGAAUAGAGCCCUUCACUGAAGAGGAGUUCAUGAAAGCUCUGGAUUGGGGAAAGGGUGGUGUCUCAUAGGUUUCAGUUUUGUAUUUUGUAAAUAGGUUGAAAAUAGAUAAAAUGUGUCCAACAAAUAACUUCAAUUUCAUUCACUGUUUGACAAUCUUUAAACAUCAUUAAAAUAAUAUUCA